AUGUCGGAGAAAGCACAGUUACAAUACGCCGCUGCAGCACAAGUGCCUCUCAUCAAAUCCCCCUCUCUCAGAGUACCCCGCCCGGUCGAGCGUCCACCCGAUAUUCAUCCACUGCCGGAUGAUGUAACGCCAUAUUUUGUAUAUCCAUUUACCCUAGAGCCUCAUGUCGUCCUCCUCGAAAACUCGAGGAGGUCGACGCUUGCUGCUCAUGCGGCGCGGCGCGAGGCGUAUCUUCAGUCCCGAGAAGAGGAAAGGGAAAGACGGAAGCGUGAGGCAUUGCGUAGAAUCGCUCCUGGGUUUGAACCCCAGGGUGCGCCUCUCCUCCCGCAGAAGAGAGCAUCGACGGUUCCAGCACCUCUGAAUUCUCCUGGUACAGGUGAUUUGUCCCACAGUCGAACGAAAUCAGUCAUGGAGGAUCUCGUAGACCAACUUGCCGCACUUGAUAGCAAUACGUGA
Fibroporia radiculosa is the source of this 456-nucleotide messenger RNA. RefSeq lists its product as uncharacterized. The record is from RefSeq and is a predicted model, not a curated record. Lineage: Eukaryota; Fungi; Basidiomycota; Agaricomycetes; Polyporales; Fibroporiaceae. The coding region runs from base 1 to 456 and encodes 151 amino acids. The transcript is spliced from 4 exons.